AUGUUACGCAAGGCAUUGGAUUUACUCCAUUCGUGCACCCAGGCAAACCCAGAGAGCAUUGACCGGCUUGAAUCAAUCGUUCAGCGCGCUUUCGAUCUCAAAACCAAUAUCCACAGGAGCCGGGAAAUCCAAGCUGCCCAACACCGUCCGGAGAACCGCAACACGCACGCGCUAAGGAAAAGAGCCGAAGGCAGAGCAAGAAGGCGUCCGGAAGCUCUCCGUCCACACCCUGAUACUGAACCGAUUUUAUCACGCCCAAGGGCGCAUAUCAAUGGGCCUCGCCGUGUUCCCGUACUUGUCGAUGCCCGUGGGAUUCCAUUCCUUCGAAUCAAAAAGCCAGAGCCUCCGAGUUUGAGUCGCGUCUUGAGGAGUAAAUUAGACGCACGGUGGAAGAAGAUCCUUCGUCGGGACAAGUUGGAAGAUGAUGUUUACCUCGCGCAGCAAGAGGACAAGUGGGAUGCUAUCGUGGAUCAAAACAACGGUGGCCGCUGGGAGACAACUGUUGCCGAGUGUCUUGAUUAUACUAUCAAAACAAUACAACAUGAGGAUCAGAAAAAUAAAGAGCUUGCGCAGAAGAUGUGGGAGGUCGUUCUGAAGGAGCGGGAGCUUGCGGAAAAGGAGAAGGAGGAAUUCAGAAUUCAGCGGCUAGCACAGGCAGAAUCUGUCAAUGGGGUUGCAGCGGUUCGCGAAUCUAAACAUGAAGUGAAGGGUAUCGCUGCUGAAGGGAGCAAGGAAGAUAUUGCAGCUGAAAAACAUGACAAGCGCCCCUAA
Histoplasma mississippiense is the source of this 771-nucleotide messenger RNA. RefSeq lists its product with no specific name. The coding region runs from base 1 to 771 and encodes 256 amino acids. The record is from RefSeq and is a predicted model, not a curated record. The transcript has a single exon. NCBI's taxonomy places the organism in Eukaryota, Fungi, Ascomycota, Eurotiomycetes, Onygenales, Ajellomycetaceae.